Ipomoea triloba (trilobed morning glory) is the source of this 1116-nucleotide messenger RNA. Its product is annotated as ervatamin-B-like. Gene Ontology annotation, molecular function: cysteine-type endopeptidase activity. The coding region runs from base 1 to 1116 and encodes 371 amino acids. Lineage: Eukaryota; Viridiplantae; Streptophyta; Magnoliopsida; Solanales; Convolvulaceae. The record is from RefSeq and is a predicted model, not a curated record. The transcript has 2 exons. Gene Ontology annotation, cellular component: lysosome.
AUGGCUGCUAUAAAUCCCUGCACUCACCUGCCUGGCCUCUUCAUAAUAAACCUUAAUUACUUCAAAUACGAAGUAAGGAAACAACAGAAGAAAAUGGGUUCAAGAAAGUACACACACCUUAUUGUUUUCGCAACCAUUUUGGUGUUGGAGAUGUGGGCUUGUUGUGAAGCCACAGCACGGUGGCGCUUAGGCGACGAUGACGAAAUGAUGAAGAGGUACGAGCAGUGGAUAGUUGAAUAUGGACGAGUGUAUGCAAACGAGACAGAGAAGGUAGCGCGGUUCAAUAUAUUCAAAGAGAAUGUGAAUUUUAUAGACUCGUUUAAUCGGGCUGGGAGCCAUACUUUUACCGUGGGGAUCAACGAGUUUGCAGAUUUAACCAACGACGAAUUUAAAUCUUCAAGAAUGGGAUACAAGAGCCCACCCUAUGUUGAGAGUACGCCAUUUAUGUACGAGAACGUGACGGAUGUUCCACCCGCCAUUGAUUGGGUAAAAAGGGGAGCAGUGACUGCCGUCAAAAAUCAAAGACAAUGUGGAUGUUGUUGGGCAUUUUCUGCUGUGGCUGCAAUAGAGGGAGUCAAACAGAUAAGAGCCGGAAUACUAUCUUCAUUAUCGGAGCAACAACUCUUAGACUGCGACAUCAUAAGCCUGGGCUGCCACGGCGGCUGGAUCGGCGCCGGAUUCCUCUACGUCCUCUUCAACGGCGGCAUAACCACCGAAUCCAAUUACCCAUACACCAUGAAAAUGGGCCACUGCCAAAAAGACAAGGCGUCCCAAGUCGAGGCCAAACUCAAGGGAUUUCAGUGGGUCCCCAGAUUCAAGGAGGCCGAGCUCAUGAAGGCGGUGGCCAAUCAGCCGGUGUCGGUGGCAAUCGACGCCACGGGAAUGGCUUUUCAGUUCUAUAAAGGCGGAGUGUACGGCAAGGAGUGUACGACGAAGGUGAACCACGCCGUGACGGUGGUGGGGUACGGGGAAUCGUCGGAGGGGAAGUUUUGGCUGAUAAAGAACUCGUGGGGAGAACAUUGGGGAGAGAAUGGAUACAUAAGGUUGAUGAAGGAUUCCGGUGAUGCCAAAGGGGCUUGUGGGAUUGCCACCAAACCUUCUUUUCCAGUUGCAUAG